Molecule: messenger RNA, 399 nt
Organism: Gongylonema pulchrum
Lineage: Eukaryota; Metazoa; Nematoda; Chromadorea; Rhabditida; Gongylonematidae
Source: the annotation of a GenBank genome assembly
UUGCAGUCGCCGUCCGGAUCAAGUCGCGAUGCGUCACGUUUGGCUUUGGAUGAAGCCACGUUUGAUUUAUUACGCCUUUCUUCACAACCUCCAUCAGUCUGGUAUAGUAGCAGUUCACGACUGCAACCAGCUGCUGAUCGCAUUCCAAAAUCCGCAUCGACAACAUCCAUGAACAAAGAUGGAGGAGUAUUAAAAUUAUCAAAUGCAUUUUCCUGGGAUACUGCUCGGUUAGGCGAUCAGGCGCGUGCUCGUGGCACCAGCCCAAUAGAUUCAUCGAAAGCUUACAUCGAUAGGGAUGGUCGACGACACGAAACUGUUACCAUUUAUACCGACGAAAGGAGGUCAGAGUGGAAUAUGAUUUUUCAUUUCAAAUCAAAAUUUCAAAAUGACAGACCUUAA